This is a messenger RNA of Bradysia coprophila, 5281 nucleotides long. RefSeq lists its product as uncharacterized. Gene Ontology annotation, biological process: endoplasmic reticulum tubular network organization. Gene Ontology annotation, molecular function: microtubule binding. Gene Ontology annotation, cellular component: endoplasmic reticulum membrane; cytoplasmic microtubule; endoplasmic reticulum tubular network. The record is from RefSeq and is a predicted model, not a curated record. NCBI's taxonomy places the organism in Eukaryota, Metazoa, Arthropoda, Insecta, Diptera, Sciaridae.
ACCCUUCCUUCUAAUAACACCAUAUUCUACUAAAUACCGUUCCAAUGUUCCGCUAACUCAUCAAUAAAAUACAGGUUCACUUACACACCUCCGAUUGAAAUAAGCCGUGAAGUGCUAAUAAACACCAUUACCAAACCGUUGAUCCAACUAAUACUGCAAACAUAUAAUGCAAACAAUACGAACAGAAUACACACAAUCUAAUUCAAACGUUAAAUUCAAAGUCAAAUUGCGAAUAUUUUAACAUUAAAACACAAUUAAAAAAUGCCGAAACGCAAUAAAGUUAUCAAUUUCAUAUCAUCAGCGAACAGUAUCAGUGCCAUUAUAUCAAAAUUUGAAGCGAAAAAUCAAUCGUUCGGAGUAAAAGACGAUAGUAGUAAUAAAAUGAGUGCAACCGAAACAACACUGCACGGCGAUGAAGUGUUUUAUGACGACAAUCUGUUGAACAGUUCGCCAGGCAAUAAAAAGACGAUUGAAUCGGAUAUUUCGACAAAUAAUAGAGACAAGAGUGCGAAAACACUUAAUAGUCGACCGGUUCCGUCACGUGAUUACUCUUUGGCACACUAUAUCCUGCAUAUGCUUCAUACAAAGCGGUCAGAACUAAAAAUGUGAAGGAAUAUGUGAAAUGGAUGAUGUACUGGAUCGUUUUCGCGUUGUUUUCUUGCACCGAAACCUUCACUGACAUUUUCCUGUCAUGGUUCCCAUUUUACUACGAAAUCAAAGUCAUUUUAGUGUUGUGGUUGCUGUCUCCAGCGACCAAAGGAAGCUCAACAUUGUAUAGGAAAUUUGUUCAUCCGAUGCUGACAAGGCGUGAACAGGAAAUCGACGAGUAUAUUAGUCAGGCCAAAGAAAAAGGUUACUCCGCUGUUCUUCAGUAUGGAAGCAAGGGUGUUAACUAUGCAACAAGUGUGAUAAUGCAGACUGCACUAAAGGGUGGUGGCAACCUGGUCUCAUCCUUAAAGAAAAGUUAUAGUCUAAGUGACUUAUCCGAACCAGAUGUUCAUCGGUCUCAAGAUGAGGUCGAUAACUUAACGAGAUCUCAACGGGUUCUUCGACCAAGAACCCACAGCACACGAUCUUCGUCGAGUGGACGAAAUGUUGAUAUGCAUUUUUCGGAAGUGGAUGUUAUUGACAGUCGCCCGAGGGGUGCAAAAGACGACUACAGUUACAUUAGAUCAACGGAGGAUAUAAGUUCUGGUUACUCGAGUGCCGAGCCACUUCCAGGCGGAUUAAGCCGUACAGCAUCAAUGACAAAUGCUUCGAAAAUUAGACUGAGAUCAAAGAAAUCGGAGGACUUGGAUUCGUUGGAAUUUGAAUCCUUGAUAUCCGAUCCUCUGUCCAUGCACUCCAAAAUCCUUUUAAGUAGAUACCCAAUGCUAAAUGAACAGCUUCAAUUGCGACAUUAUGACGAUGGAGGAGAGGGUUCUGAAUAUGGGAGGAACAUUAAAAACGUUUCUCUUGACAGCAACAUUCAGCGACAAGACAACAAACCUAUAACACUCGAUGAAAUUGACAGCGCUAAAUUUGCUAUGUUUUGUAAAUGGUUGAAUGAAAGCAAUUUUGAAUCGACACCACCAGACGCCAAAGGCGUAGCCAGUACUCAAAGUAUUGACAAGGAGUCCAGUGAUGACGAAUUUGUUGAUUCGACUAGCGAGACUGUGCCACCGAGUUCUGAUAAGCAAUUCAAAGAAACGUUGCCAUCGGUUAUAGAGCAAGCGAAUAUGAGCUCAGUUGUCCAUGAAAUAUCUCAAAUGAACGAAGACCGUCCAACAAAAAUAACGGAAAACACUGUUCAUGUGAUCAAUCCAGUCGAACAGUGCGAAUCAGUACCGAAGAUCGAAUCGGUCAACAAAGAGCAUAUUUAUGAAACAUUAGUAAAAUUGCCAUCCCAAACGAAUCUGCUGGAACUUCCGAACCCAUCACUGUUGUCACUGAAUCUGUCUUGUGGCAGUUCGGCUAGUGACUUAACAUCAGAAAAUGGAUUUCCACGUCGUCGACAUAACAAAGGUAGAGCUCCACCCAUACCGUCGACAGCGGCCCAUCUAAUUGCUGACAAAACUGUUGACACCGAACCAAUUGCUGACAAAACAGUUGAGACCCAACCGAUUGCUGACAAAGCAGUUGAGGGUACACCACAAGAAAAGGAAAAGAAAAAGAAAAAUUUGUUGACCUACAUCCCUUCCAUAUUCAAACCCGUUACUCCGUCCAACAGCUCUAAGAAUCUAACAAAAGAAACGGAAAUUUAGUUCCUUUGAUUCGAUUACGUGAAAACGGAUUGACGACAAUCAGGGAAUCUGAUUAGAUUAGCAAUUAUAUAAUCACCGAUGAAAUAUCUGAAGUUGUCAUUUGUGGAUAAAAGUAUGUCCGCUAGUUACUCCACAUUACCUCGUAGUAAGAAAACCGAACGAACUGCAAAGUUAAAAUCGAAAGUAAUUGUAGAGAAAUAAGUUAAGUGAUAAGUUAUUAGUUAAGUUUCUUUUUCGUUUUUUUAAGUAGUGGCUGUUUGAACCUCAAAUAAUUUUGUUUUUUGAUUUUUUUUUGUCGUGUAAACGCGCAUCAAUGGACUUUUAUUAUUGAAAAUUAAAUAUUCAAAUGAUGAACAUUUUAUUAUGAUUUUAAGGCGAGAAAGAACACUCACUACGAUGGGUCGUAACAAUGAUCUGAUAUGUGUUUUAACACAUAAUUCUCAUACGAUACGAUCGCAAAUGAUAUGUGGAAACAAUUAGUAAUCUAUCACUUCAGAAAGUGACUUGUAGACCUAGGAGAGGGGACAAGCAACUAUCGAAGUCUCGUAAGUCUUAAAUCCUUCAGUUUCUUAUAAAGAAUCAAAAAUGUAAGUCUCGUGGGUCUCAUUUUCUAUAAACAUAGUCGAUAAUCGGAAGCAGUUUGAAGAAAUUUUUUGGCUUUUGGGUCCGGUUCGGAUUAAGUCAAUCGACGGUCUUGGAAUAGUUAUUUACAUAACAAGGGGAAAAUGAUUUUUUGACGAGUAUGUUGCAACCUAGCUCGGGUUACAUGAAUACUCGCCGAAAAAUACCACUUUCCCCUUGUUAUGUACGAAACAUUUCAUGCCGAGGUUGGUGAAAGUACCAAUUUGGUGCCAAGGCAUGACAAAUACAUUCAAUUGCCUUUUAACAAGCAUGACAGUGGACUUGUAAAUGACAGGCUUCCAGUAUUUGACCUGCAGUUUACGUACUUUGAGUCCUAGCCGCUCAGACAGUCUUUAAGGUAACAGUUACAUAUACAAUGGAAGGACACUCACAACCAUGUCGUCUGUCACUGCUGUUCACAAGAUGAUUGAAUUCAUUAUUAUGUAUAAUAAGACUUGAAGGCUGACCUGUUUAUAAGUUCUCAUUUCUAGUUACUUGUAGACAAAGCAUGUCAGAUAUAGAAUCCAAUACAACAUUGAUGUAAAAAGCCAAUUUUAGCGAUGACCGCUCAAGGCUACGACCUUAAUAUUUACGGAGAUUGAUAUACACCACAUAUUAUAUGAAAUCUAUCGUCCGUAAAAUCGUUCUGACAGCUAAAAUCAAUGGAUAUUUUGUUACCCUCCGUUAAGUAAUAAUGAAAUUAAUAUUUGAUUUGUCGUCCACAAUAUAAUUUAAUGAAUAUUCAACAAUUUGUCCGAUUUAUAUUCCAAUUAAUUCAAUUUCAGUUUAUUGUAUGACGAUGCCUGUGAGUUAUGCGUGUGAGUGUUUGUGUGUGUUUGGGGGUUUUUUUGAUAUAGAACCCCGCUGGUAUUGCAUAUUUUAUAUGAUUGAUUUAGGUAUGGAAAAUAAAUAAUUUCUUCAAUUUUUAGUAAUACAUUUUUCGUUUUCCCUUUUAUUGCACACAUCGAAGGGCAGCUAGACAUGUUGCACUCCAAAGAAAAUCCUUUGUUAAAAAAAACCUAAAAUUUGUUGGAAACCAUUAAAAUAUCCUUCCAAUUUUAAUGGAAAAUCCUUUAAAAUCUUGUAAAAAUGCUUGAAAAUACCUUGAAAUUGAAAGAAAAAAUCCUUUCGUUCUCGAUGUCGUAAACUAGGCUCUCGACCUCGUCUCAAACAAAGCACCUAGCAGGGUAAUAGAUGUAAUACUACUCUUUUUUUGCUAUUACCCUGUUAGGUGCUAGAUCACGAACUACUUACGCCAUCUGGAAAUGAAAUCCCGAAUUACAGUUCUAUCUAUGUAAAAUACUAUUUAGGGAAUACUUUUUAGAAAAUCCUUCGAGGAUUUUCAUCUAGACCAUCCUCUUAGGAUUUUCUUCUAGAAAAUCCUUUUGCACACAAAAUAUACAACUGUCUGCCCCUCACACACAUAAACUUUUAAAAAAAAUCUACAAAGAAAAAAAACGAAUUUACACUUGGUGCGAAAUAAAUAUGAAGAUUUUCCGUUUUUCUUCUUCAUGGUAAAUGUGUUCAUGUCAACCAAAAACAAUUUUUAUUGACUGUCCCUUACGAAAGUUCACCAUUAUAUGGCCAUUUGCCGAUGCGAAAUUGAUUAACGCGGCAAUCAACUUUCACUAAUGAACCAGAAGACAUUGGAUGCUGUUCGCAAACGCACUUGUAUGUUUUUGAGUAAAUUACUUCGAUAGGUGAAGCUGUAUCCAUAUUUGUCGGAAAUAUAAUUACCGAAGCUUGUUGCUCAAGAAACAUACUUGUGAGUUUUGCUUUUAAAUAAUCCUUAAAUUAGAGGAUUCAACCAAAAUUCAGGCCAAAAAUGAGUCUCAGAAGUGAGGUUGUUUCUCUCUAAGAAACUUCAAGAAAAACCGAAAAUUCCAAAAAGCUUCCUAUUUGUUUUGCGCCAAGUGCAACGAAACAUAAAAUUUAAAAAUAUGAAAAGUUAAAAGGUUGCGUUUUUCUAAGUGAAAUGAGAUUUUUAUGCGAAUUAAUGUAAAUCAUAGUUUAUGCGGAGAUUGCCGAAUGUGAUGGGAUCACGCACGUUUUUACGCUAUAUAAGAAAUGCUACAACAACAACAACAAAAAUCUAUAUGAAAAACAUUACGGAAUAAAGAUCGUCACAUGACAUUUAUUAUGUAAUCAUCGUAACCAAGGCUCAUUAAAAUUAAAUAAUAAUUACAAAAGUUUCACCCAACCACUAUACUCAAUUUAUCGUCGCGGUUUUUGAUAUUGCGUGAAUGGAAUGUUUGAUGAAAAUGGAAAAUCUUGUACGGCAAAAACGACCGUUUUUUUCGCUAUCAAAACAAUGGGAUUACGUGUUAAAAAGGAGAAACCAUUACACGGUUCACUAUUUAAGAACAUGAACCAUAAUAGUGUCGCAUAGUUUGUUUUAGUUGGAAUUUCUCAUUUGU